This is a messenger RNA of Trichoderma virens Gv29-8, 1348 nucleotides long. RefSeq lists its product as uncharacterized. Gene Ontology annotation, molecular function: iron ion binding; C-4 methylsterol oxidase activity. The transcript has 3 exons. Bases 125 to 1039 code for a protein of 304 amino acids. NCBI's taxonomy places the organism in Eukaryota, Fungi, Ascomycota, Sordariomycetes, Hypocreales, Hypocreaceae. Gene Ontology annotation, biological process: ergosterol biosynthetic process. The record is from RefSeq and is a predicted model, not a curated record.
CAAGCUCAUCUCCUUAUCUACACCAGUCUCCUCUCCUUUGUUCUGGGAGUUUUCCCUUCUUUUCCAUCCCCUCAGCAAGCCUGGAAGGAAUCUGAACAGCAUCUCUCCAAUUUGGGCCGCAAUCAUGGACGUGGCGAGCGCGACUUUCACCGCGUUGAACCAAACGCAGGGCUACUUCAACGUCCUCGAAGAAGUUGGCAAAUACAAUGUUCACCUGAACUACUUUGAGCGCCUCUGGGCUGCUUGGUACCUCUUCAUGCAGAAUGACACUCUGGCAACCGGCAUCCUCAGCUUCGUCAUGCACGAGGUCAUCUACUUCGGCCGCUGCAUUCCCUUCAUGAUCAUGGACAAGAUCCCCUACUUCCACAAAUACAAGAUUCAGUCUCAGAAGAUCCCUACCCUCAAGGAACAAUGGGACUGCGCCUCCAUCGUCCUCAUCAGCCACUUCACCGCCGAACUGCCUCAGAUCUGGUUCUUCCACCCCGUCGCCACCUACUUCGGCAUGGACUACGGUGUUCCAUUCCCCUCGCUCUUCACCAUGGCCUGGCAGAUCGCCAUCCUCUUCGUCUUCGAGGACACCUGGCACUACUGGUUCCACCGCGCUCUUCACUACGGUCCUCUCUACAGGAGCAUCCACAAGAUGCACCACCUGUACUCUGCUCCCUUUGGCUUGGCUGCUGAGUAUGCUUCGCCCAUUGAGACCGCUCUGCUCGGAAUUGGUGUUGUUGGAUCUCCCGUCGUUCUCCUUGCCAUCACUGGCGAGCUUCACCUGCUCACCAUGUAUGUCUGGAUCACCCUCCGUCUUCUCCAGGCCAUCGACGCCCACAGUGGCUACGACUUCCCUUGGAGCUUGCGCCACUUCCUGCCUGUCUGGGCCGGUGCCGACCACCACGACAUGCACCACGAGAAGUUCAUUGGCAACUACGCUUCCAGCUUCCGCUGGUGGGACUACAUGCUCGACACUGAGGCCGGUGCCGAGGCCCACAAGAGACGCCGUGAGAAGAAGUUGGCCCAGCUCAAGGCCAAGAAGGCUCAGUAAACAGCUUUGGUUCGCCCGCCUUGUUUGAACCACACUACAUGGGGAUGAUACAUUUUUUCAAACCGACAAUGAAAAGGAGGCACGAUUUGAGAAAUACACACACUUGAUGAGAUGAGAAAAAAACAGAAGGAUUAGAUUAAUAGUCAGCUAUGGCCUAGCUGCGGCAGCCUCCGACAUGGCAAUGGCAUCAACCGGCGUUGGGGGGGAGUGGCGUGAGCAUGACCUUCUUUAAUGUUUUGUAUAUAUACGAACUUUGCGAACACCCUAGACAUAUACUUUAUACAGCUCAACGUCAGUUCCAUGGUUAAC